AUUUCUAAUGAAACACUUGUCUGUGACUGUUUGGUCAAGCAGUCCUCACUAGACUGGACUGUAGCUCAGGGGAGUGACGGCAGCGUCUGUUUAGUCAUUGCUGCAUUGCUAGUGCCUAGAAAUAAACUUCAACAACUAAGUAGCUUCUACUAGCCAAACUCCUCUUUCCUGCAGCUUUUUGCUCCUAUCUUCCCGGAAGCCAGGGAAGAACGUGGAAUAUAGUUGACCAUUUAAAAUUUUGUUUUUCCUGGUAGAUUUGUUUGAAAUUUGGAUAAUCCACAAACCCGACUUUUCUAUAUUCAUCCUGGCCAUUAAUAAUUAUUCACUGUGGAUAGUUAUAUGCAUAGUUAAUUAGGCCUGCUUUCCAGGUGGGAAGUUUCUAAGGAUAGGUGAUAUUUCUCAAGAUGCAGACUUCGCUCACAUUCUCUGCCAUAGGUAUUCAAGCCCAGACCAGCCAUGGCCGGACGACCUAUCCGCAUAGGAGACCAGCUGGUUUUGGAGGAAGAUUAUGAUGAGACCUACAUUCCCAGUGAGCAAGAAAUUCUUGAAUUCGCCCGAGAGAUUGGAAUCGAUCCCAUCAAGGAACCAGAACUGAUGUGGCUAGCUCGGGAAGGCAUUGUUGCCCCGCUGCCUGUGGAAUGGAAACCAUGCCAGGACAUCACCGGUGAUAUUUACUACUUCAACUUCGCCAAUGGGCAGUCCAUGUGGGACCAUCCGUGUGAUGAGCACUAUCGGAACUUGGUGAUCCAGGAGCGGGAGAAGCUAUCCACUCCUGGGGCCACUAAGAAGAAAGAGAAGAAAAAGAAGAAGGAGAAGAAGAACAAGAAAGACAAAGAGACCACCAAAAGUCUCCGGGCCCUGGGUUCCUCCUUGGCCCCAGUGCAUGUUCCUCUGUGGGGCCUGGGGCCUUUACGAGGUCAUGCGGAUGUCCCUCCCUCUGCUGUGCGUGGAUCUCAAAGCAUGAGCCCAGGUAGCGCAGCUGAGUCAGGUCAGCUUGGAGAACUCACACUGCCUCCACAGCCUCUUAAGACUUCUGCUUGUGCAAGGGGUCUCUUGAGCGCCAUCCAUCAGGACAAGAAUGCUCUCAACCUCUUGGCUUUAGGGGAGGAGACCAACGAGGAGGAUGAAGGGGACAGUGACAACCAGAGUGUCCGAAGUUCCGGCGAGCUUCUGAAGAAUCUGCACCUGGACCUUGGGGCCCUGGGGGAUAACUUUGGAUAUGAGGAUUCUCCAAGAUCAAGUCAGCCAGAGGAGAAGAAGGAUGUUUCUCUUGACCCAGACAUUGCCAGGCCCCCCUCUCCCGGCAACCUUUUCAGCCAAGGUGCGGACAGCAGCCUGAGCAUUGCUGAUGGCACUGAGCAGAAGGAAAGAGGGAGUCCUUGGCCCCAAGACAAAGAAGAGGAUGAGAAGAUUGAUUCUAGGGCUCCCACGAGUCCAGUGGUCUUUGGAACAAAGCUUAGGGAGGAUGAGCCUGCCCUAACAAGCCUGCCUUCUAAAAAGAAGCCACCAGAAGAUUUGGUAGAUAAAGAAGAGGAGGGUUCCAAGAGGGAAGAGGUAGCAAAAGAGACCAAGAAGGAGGCAUCUGGCAUGAAAGAGAGCAGGUCUGAUGCCAGCGAGGUGUCAGAGAUCAUGGAACACGUGAAGGAACAUCUCUCAGACUCUGUGGCUUCUGACUCCAAGUCUUUCUGUGGCCUGGAUUUUGGUUUUCGCAGCCGGAUCUGUGAGCAGCUGUUAGAUGGCGACAUGCUAUCCCCAGUCCUGGAUGGAGCUCGCUGGGAGGCCCAGGGGUUAGGAAGAGAAGAGCAGGAUGACAGCCAGUCCAUCCCGGGAGAGCUGCAGAGCAAGGAGUCCAAAGGCUUGAAGAGGUUAUCUCCUCCUCUUCUGCAUGGUCAGCAGCUCCACAGUCCCCCACACAGCAAGGCCAGUGAAGAGGGUUCUCUGCAGGUCCCCGAGGAGCAGUCUGAGUGUAAGGGCUCAGAGGAGCCUAGGGAGGACUCUGUAGCUCGUCCCAACCUGCUGGUGUCCCUCCAUGGGGAGCAGGCCCCAAGCCCACCUUCUGCACUGGAGAGGGGCAAGGAGCAGCAGCACUCUCAGGCCCCGGAGCUGGGCCCUGGCCACGAAGAGGCCAAGGAGCCCAAGAAGGUGGCGGCCAGCCCCACCCCGCCAGUCUCUCCAGAGGUGCAAUCCACAGAACCUGCCGCUCCCCUAAAGCGGCUCUCACAGGCAGCACCGAAGGCCACGGGAGAGGCUGCGGCCGAGGACCUCGAGGACCAACAGAGGCGGCUUCUGGGAUUGCAGCAAGAGAAGAUCCAGCAGCUGCGGGAGAAGCUGCAUCGAGAAGAGGAGGAGGAGAUGCGCCAGCUUCGCCAGCAGAAGGAGAGGACCCUCAGAGCCCUGAAGGAGCAGCUGCAGAAAGCUGCUAAGGAAGAGGAGGCUCUGAUGAGAGAGGAGGAAAGCCGGAGACUGUCCCAGCUUCGAGCUCAAGUCCAAUCCAGUGCGGAAGCAGAUGAGGACCGAAUGAGAGCUGAGCAGGAGGCUUCACUGCAGAGGUUGAGAGAAGAGGCAGCCUCCCAGCAGAAGGCGGAGAGGGCUGGUCUGGAGGAGAAGAGCAGGCAGGCCCUGGAGCAGCUCCGGGAGGAGCUGGAGGCUUCCGAGAGGAGAGCCUGUGCGGUCCUGAAAGCUGAGAGCGACGUGGCCCUGCAGCAGUUGAAGGAGCAGCUGGAAGAGGAGAGGAAGGAAGCGGUGGCAGGGCUGGAGAGAGAGCACAGGGCAGAGCUGGAGCGGCUCCAGGCCUUGCUGGAGGCCAAGCACCAGGAGGCGGUCUCCGGCCUCCAGAAGAAGGUAGAGGAAGCUCAGCAGAAAGAAGAGGCUCGGCUGGGGGAGAGCCAUGGGUGGGCGGAGCAGAGAGCCCACCAGAAGGUCCACCAGGUGAUGGAGUACGAGCAGGAGCUCAGCAGCCUCCUGCGAGAGAAGCGUCAGGAAGUGGAGCGGGAACACGAAAGGAAGAUGGACAAGAUGAAGGAGGAGCACCAGCAAGUGAUGUCCGAGGCCAGAGAGUGGUAUGAAGUCGAGGAGAGGAAGCAGCGUGCCGACCUCCUGGGGCACCUGACUGGGGAGCUCGAGCGGCUGCGCCGCGUCCACGAGCGGGAGCUAGACACCGUGAGGCAGCAGCAGGACCAGCAGCUGGAGGACCUGCGGCACCGGUACCGGGAGCAGGAACGGAAACUUCAAGAUUUAGAGCUGGAACUUAAAACCAGAAGUAAAGACAUCAAGGCCAGAUUGGCUCAGCUGAGUGUCCAGGAGGAGACGGUGCGGAAGGAGGAGCAGCAGCUGCUGGAGGUGCAGAGGCGGGCUGCGCUGGAGAGGGAGGAAGCCACCAUCACCCGGCAGCACGUGGAGGAUGCGAAGAAGGAGCACAUGAAUUUGGUAGAGUCAAAGCGGCAGCUCCGAAGGGCACUGGAGGAGCUGCGCGCCCGCAAGCUGGAUCUGGAGUCCCAGGUGGAUCUGCUGCAGGCCCAGAGUCAGAGGCUGCAGAAGCAUGUCAGCAGCCUGGAGGCCGAAGCUCAGCGGAAGAAGGACAUCUUGAAACAACUGGCCGUUGAGGAAAGUAAUGCUUCCUCACAUUUUGAGCCAGAACUCCGCACUGAGGACCUGAGGAAAUCCCUUAACCACACCCAGGAAGUGUCUGCUCUCUCCCAGAGCAAGGAGGAGACGGACUUGCCCACGGACAGUGUCCGCCACUACCUCUCCGCCGAGAGCAUAGCCGUCCGCAAUGCCAGGGAGUUCCUAGUGCGGCAGACGCGGUCCAUGCGGAAGCGGCAGACGGCCCUGAAAGCCGCCCAGCAGCACUGGCACCACGAGCUGUCCGGGAGCCCGGAGUCGCCCGAAGACCUGCCUGGUCCCACAGUCCUGGAAGACGUGCGCAAGAACCUCGAGGAGGAGACCAGGCAGCUGGAUGAGAUGAAGUCCAUCAUGCGGAGGGGCCACGACCUCCUGAAGAAGAAGGAGGAGAAGCUGAACCAGCUGGAGUCCUCGCUUCUGGAGGAGGCCUCGGAUGAGGAAACCCUGAGGGGAGCCUCCGCCAAGAAGGUGACCUUCGACCUCAGUGACACAGAAGACACCAACAGCGAGAGCUCGGAAUCCAGUUUCCUGGCCCACGACACCCUGACUCCAAGUCCCAUCGCCCCCAACAAGAUCCAUUACCUGAGCAGCUCGCUGCAGCGGAUCAGCAGUGAGCUCAACAGCGUCCUUGGCGUGCUGGGCAGCCUCAACUCGCAGCCGCUGCCUUUCCUGACUUCCUCCCCAGCUCCGUUCUCACCCCGCUCCUCCAAGAGCGCCCCCACGCCCACCUACGCCUCCUCGACCAGAGCCUCCACCUCCUCCUCCACCUCUGCCUCGCCCAUGGCCACCCAGUGGGCCUGGGGCCCAGGCCAGGGGCCCAGGCCCUCUUCCUCUAGCAGCACUCAGUCGGUGGAUGACUUCCUGCUGGAGAAAUGGCGCAAGUAUUUUCCCUCUGGCAUCCCGCUGCUCAGCAGCUGCCCCGCGUCCCUGGAGAACCGAAUGGGUUAUGUGCCCGUCAGUGAGCAGCUCCGCCUCGUGCAGCGCCCCCAUUCCCGAGUCCCCGAGGUGAGCAACACCGACAUCCAGACGAUGAUCGAGUCCAAUCGCAAGUGGCUAGAGAAUUUCAAGAACAACCCCCAGACUCAUCUCUUCUCCGUGCCCAAGCCGAUGGGCACCGCGGAGCUGCUGCAGCUGGGCUUGGACGAGAACGACCGGCUGAACGUGUAUCGCUACUGAGCCCUGGAGGCCCGAGGCAGCUGGCCGCCUCCCCGCGCCCAGCGCCUCCGCGGAAGCCUCCUCGUCCGCGCCCUCGCCACGCACUCCCGCCCGGGAUGCAGAGGAACCACGCCACCCCGGGCUGGAGGGAAAGGGUGCCGGGGCUGGAGACAGCUGCGCCCUGUGACCAGGCCGUCGUGGCUCCGCUGUGGAUGGUGUCAGCUCCCGUGUCAACUUGGUGGCAUCGAGGACAAGUGUUUGCUUCCAGGAGCUUCUGGGACCUGAGUCCCCUUGGGAGCCAGGGUCGCCUUGGAGGAGCGGCCGUUAGACACAUGGGGUGGGGCCCUUGCCCUCAGGCCCCUGCCUGGGGCUCCACGGAGGUGAGGCCCUUGGUUAGGAGGGCCAGGCCUCCCAACACGUCUGUGCCUAGGACCUGGCUCUUCCGGGCCUGGACCUGCCUCAGCUGUCCAAUACCUCAGCCUCCCGUCCUUCCUCUCUCGUUUCCCCUCUUUAAUCUUUUAUUUUUUAAAUGACUCCUUUCUCGUGCAUUUGGUGUUUCCUUUCGACUAUCUCAGGCCUGCCCUCAGCCGCCCGAGCCCUGCUGAGGACGCCCUUUCUCCUGUGCCGCACUGUGCUUUAUGGGGCCUGUAGCUCCUGCCGGGGCCUCCUGGCCCCCCUCAGGUCUCAAAUACCCCCCCCCCCCCCGAAGCCAAAAAGCCAUAGGAAAAACCUGAGUGGCUUCUGGUCCUGGCUUGUUGUUUGUUGUUCAGGGCUCUGUUUCCGUCUGUUCUACCUGUGCCGCUCCAUCCCGUCUCGCCGCCGCCACCUCUCGGCUUGGCGGGCAGGGCUGGGCUGGUGCCUGGCACUGGAGGGAGGGCCGGUGCCAGGUGGAGCUGCUGCCGGCUGGCACGGCUCCCCGCAGCCGCACUUGCACCAGCAGGCUCCUCGGUGGCAGGCCGUGUGCGCCGACAUCUGUCCCAUUGUUUAGACAAAAUGUCCCCAUUUUUCCUUGUCUUCAGAGCUGCGGGGUCGCCUCUGCCCUCCAACCCACAGAAAGCGCCGUCCCUGCUGCUCGUUUCUUUGCCGUGGAAUAAGGCACUGUGAGCCGAUUGGUUUCUUUACCUCCUCAGAUAGUUUUUAGAAAAAAAAAAAUCCAUUUUGUUGUUUGGAUCCUUCUGUGCGCCUUGGGAAUAGCUCAUGUGAUACGACCGACCAAGUCUGGUGACAAUCCUGUGUUUCCGCAUCAAUUAAAUCUCUGCAGGCCUGCUCUGUACAAGGCAGCAAGGCAGCCGCC
This is a messenger RNA of Perognathus longimembris pacificus (Pacific pocket mouse), 6070 nucleotides long. RefSeq names its product centrosomal protein 164 (gene Cep164). The record is from RefSeq and is a predicted model, not a curated record. Gene Ontology annotation, molecular function: protein binding. Lineage: Eukaryota; Metazoa; Chordata; Mammalia; Rodentia; Heteromyidae. Bases 457 to 4797 code for a protein of 1446 amino acids. The transcript is spliced from 32 exons.